Fomitopsis serialis is the source of this 350-nucleotide messenger RNA. RefSeq lists its product as uncharacterized. The transcript has 2 exons. NCBI's taxonomy places the organism in Eukaryota, Fungi, Basidiomycota, Agaricomycetes, Polyporales, Fomitopsidaceae. The coding region runs from base 55 to 324 and encodes 89 amino acids. The record is from RefSeq and is a predicted model, not a curated record.
GCGCGGAAUGAAAUACGAGGUGCUUGUGAGAGACGGCCGCACUGCUGUCGUCACAUGAGCGCCAGAACGGCUUUUACGCUCACAAGAUUGGUGUACUUCUCGGGUGUGACUACAGGGAUGUGUCCACGGCGAGCGUUAUGCUCUCGGCCGCAUUACUUACUGGGCGUCGGAAGUGAACAAUGGGGUGCGUGGCAGGCCACAAGCCGCCUGUGGACUGCUAUUCGGAUCAUGGGCGACGCGGCUGCGAACGCUAGCCUUGCUGGGCAUGGAUGCAGGAGUUGCCAUGUGUGGCCGUGUUCGCGACGGGGCCGCUGCGGAAGGUGAUUGAGGAGAUAGGACUGCGAGGCUCU